AUGACCCCGUACAAGCACCUUCUGACGCGGAUCUACGCCAAGAACAAGAACAAGCACAACCGCGGCCACAAGCGCAAGUUCUACAAGAAGAAGAAGUGGAUGAAGAAGAUGCUCAAGCCUGUGGCCGAGGAGAACAACAUCGAGUACAUCAACAUCAACGACCAUGACGGGCACUACUUCCGCAAGAUGUUCGAAAAGGCUGAGAAGCCGGUCAUGCUGACCGGUGCGUGCGAUGACUGGCCGGCGUCCAAGAAGUGGAGCAAGGACGGUCUGAUGAAGUACUACGGCGACAAGAUGUUCAAGGUGGCCGGCGAGCAGAUGUACAUGCGCGACUACCUCAAGUACUGCAAGCGGACCCGUGACGACUCGCCGCUGUACCUGUUUGAGGAAGCUCUGGACCAGGCCGGCCGUGAUGGGCUCAUUGACGACUACACCGUGCCUGAGCUGUUCAAGUACGACUACUACGGUGCAGUGCCGAACUCGGUCCGCCCGCCGUUCCGCUGGUUCAUUGUCGGCCCUGAGCGCUCGGGCUCGACCAUCCACCAGGAUCCGCUCGGCACCUCGGCGUGGAACGCCCUCAUCGAGGGCCACAAGAAAUGGGUCAUGUUCCCGGCCCACAUUCCGCGCGAGAAGUUCUACCCCAAGAAGUACAAGUCCAAGGACGCGUAUCACGAGGCCAUCUACUGGUUCCAUGACUGCUAUCCCUACUGCGUCAAGCAUGCCAAGGAGCUCGAGAUGAUCGAGUGCGUCCAGAAGCCCGGCGAGGUCAUCUUUGUCCCUGGCGACUGGUGGCACGGCGUGUUCAACCCGGACUUUACCGUCGCCGUCACUCAGAACUUUGUCUCAAAGUACAACUUUAAGCGCGUCUUUGCCCGCACCAAGCGCGAGCGCGCCCGCUUCUGCCAGCGCUGGAAGAAGGUGCUUGACUACGUCGAGCCCGACGUCGCCCUCAAGGCCAAUGAGCUCGACCACAUCCCCUACGGCCGCCGCUGGUCCGAGUCUGACUCGGGUUGGACCGACAUCGAUGCCCUCUCCACCCUCUCCACCUCGGACAUCGGGCUCUACGACCUUGCCGCCUCGUCGUCGUCGUCGUCCUCAUCCUCGUCAUCGUCGUCGUCGUAAACGCAUCACGCCC
This is a messenger RNA of Thecamonas trahens ATCC 50062, 1135 nucleotides long. Its product is annotated as phosphatidylserine receptor. The coding region runs from base 1 to 1122 and encodes 373 amino acids. Gene Ontology annotation, molecular function: P-TEFb complex binding; histone H4R3 demethylase activity. Lineage: Eukaryota; Apusomonadida; Apusomonadidae. The transcript has 3 exons. The record is from RefSeq and is a predicted model, not a curated record. Gene Ontology annotation, biological process: phagocytosis. Gene Ontology annotation, cellular component: nucleus; cytoplasm.